AUGGCACCAAACACCCAUCUCCCAUGGCCAAAGCAGGGCCUCAUCACCAAGGAGGAGACCGAGCAAUUCCCGCACCUUGAAUUUCUCCCCGCGACCGCAUACCCUGGACUCUACUACUGUAUCACUCCGCACAAGCACGGUGUUCAGGGACCAGCCUACACCAUCGACGGGGACGGCAACAUCGUCCCAAUGCAGCGGCCACCAUCGACUACUGAACCCGUUGACGAUGACCGAGAAGAAGAGGGAGUCGAAGACGGCGAAGAGCCAGGCGACGGAGACGAUCAACAGCCAUCUGGCAGAAAAGGUCGCAAGAAAGUGCACAGCGACCGUAUGAAAGCGGCAUAUCACCUAGCAAAGUUGCACUAUGCCGCUAUCGUUGGCAGCAGGGAUAGAGCCGAAGCAGCAGCAAAGGUCUUCAACGUCGUCUGCAGGGCCGAAAUUCGUAACUUGGGUCGCGAGUCCUUCUCAUACACUGCACUCGAGUCCACGUACCAGCAGAGUACCCAUGGGGGCCCACCGAGGGUGGCUCAUUGGCAGCGAAUCAAACAGGACAUCGAUAACGGUGUGUACGACGGGCUGAGAGCAGAGAUCGAAGAAGCUGCGCGGCAACUCUGA
Messenger RNA from Recurvomyces mirabilis, 615 nucleotides. RefSeq lists its product as uncharacterized. The record is from RefSeq and is a predicted model, not a curated record. Lineage: Eukaryota; Fungi; Ascomycota; Dothideomycetes; Mycosphaerellales; Teratosphaeriaceae. The transcript is spliced from 2 exons. The coding region runs from base 1 to 615 and encodes 204 amino acids.